AUGAAGGUCGCCCUGCUCCUGUCUUGGAUCGCUGUCGCUACCGCGGCCCCAACUCCCAAGCUCAAAAAUUCCGAGGCGGAUCCUCUUCUAAGUAUUAGGAAGACCGAUGAGCUAUGGCAAAGGACGGCACAAGAGGAUUGUGGGAUAUGCGAGGGCGAGGUAACCGCUGAGAUCGGAAAGACCGAUGAGCUGUGGCAAAGGACAGUAGACGAGGACUGUACAGAGUGCGAGGGCGAAACAGUUGAUUAG
This is a messenger RNA of Pestalotiopsis fici W106-1, 249 nucleotides long. RefSeq lists its product as uncharacterized. The transcript is spliced from 2 exons. The coding region runs from base 1 to 249 and encodes 82 amino acids. NCBI's taxonomy places the organism in Eukaryota, Fungi, Ascomycota, Sordariomycetes, Amphisphaeriales, Sporocadaceae. The record is from RefSeq and is a predicted model, not a curated record.